UCUGACGCACCAUCGGAGAUGAGCAUCCCAGUCCCACAGGCUGUCAAGGCACAAUCUCUCCACAUCUCCCCCUCGGACCUCUGCGGUCAAGAAUUCAACGUCAUUUGUUAUUAAUCUGUUUACCGUGUCGCUUCGUUGUCUCGUAAUCCGUCAGAUUCAGCAUUGCGUUGGAAGGGAUGCCCACAGUUGCCAUCUCUUGGCUUGGAAUUUACUUCGGAGGUGAUUUCUGUAUCCGCAACAACUGUCAAGGAAAGUGAUUGAUCCCUGACUACUCUUAGGAAUCUUUUUGUUUUCGGGGCAUCCUGCAGGACAUUCUUCUAAGAUAAGUGGUUCAAAUUAAAGGUGAAGAGGGGUUGAAUUAGAGGGCUGCUGUGACAGGAGAUCGUUUGGAUGACGGACACCGAGAGGCUAUAGCUUUGCCACUGCAACGCGAAUUUCUGCGCCCUUGGAAUAUUCUGAUAGAGGAACUGUUAUAGAGUAGAAACAUUUUUUUAUUUUUCUCAGUACAGUAAUAAUCAAUACGACGAGUUUGGGCACUGCAGGGGCUGCUGCGGCUUUCGUGUCUGCUCUGUUUUGAAAUACAAUUUCCUUGACGGGCGGGCGUCUGAGCAUCCCGGACUAGCCCGACUUUGCGAUGCCCAAACAGUGAGGGCACGGUGGGAUCUCACUUGGUCACCCUGCACUGUAGCAUGGCUCCAGCCCGGAGGGACUGCAGCGGCUGGGAGAUGUUCCUCCCGACGGGAUGUCUGCUCCUCUCUGUUUUGCUAUUUCACCCUGCCCUGGCCAAGGUGUGUAACGACCGCACCAAACACGGACAGGACAACAGCUGGUUCGCCAGGGACGGGGAAAACUUGCCCAUCAUGGUGCUUAUGCCCAUGAACGAGUCGGCCCUGAUGAGCGGCAUCAGCCAGGGCAUCGAGCCCGCGGUCCAACUGGCCAUCCAGCACAUACGGGAGUCCAGGAAGUACUCGUUCUCACUCAUCACCAAAAUCUAUGACACCGAGUGUGACAACGCCAAGGGGCUGAGGGCCUUCUUCGAUGCCAUAUGCUACGGCCCCAAACACCUGAUGAUCUUCGGCGGCGUGUGCCCUUCAGUGACCUCCAUCAUCGCAGAGUCUUUGGAGGGCUGGAACCUGGUGCAGCUUUCCUUUGCAGCAACAACUCCAGUCCUGGCAGAUAAGAAAAAGUACCCAAACUUCUUCCGCACCGUCCCAUCAGACAACGCCGUGAACCCUGCGGUGGUAAAGUUCCUCACCUUCUACAACUGGAGCCGUGUGGGGACGCUCACUCAGGAUGUACAGAGGUUCUCCGAGGUGAGAAAUGAUCUAACAAGUGAGCUGGAGAAAGCAGACAUCCAGAUUGCAGAUACGGAGAGUUUCUCCAACGACCCAUGUGUCAAUGUCAAGAAGCUCAAGGACAACGAUGUGAGAAUCAUCAUUGGCCAGUUUGACGAGAAUCUGGCCUCCAAAGUCUUCUGCUGCGCGUAUAACCUCAACAUGUUUGGCAGUAAAUACCAGUGGAUUAUCCCCGGCUGGUACCAGGGCAACUGGUGGGAGCAGGCCAACAGCACCAACUGCACCACCAAGAAGCUGCUCACAGCCAUGGAGGGAUACAUCAGUGUGGACUUUGAGCCGCUCAGUGCUCGCCAGAUAAAGGGCAUCUCAGGCAGAACCCCGAAGGAGUAUGAGAGGGAGUACAGCCGGGAGCUUCAGCAGAAAGGUGUGGAGUCCAGCAAGUUCCACGGCUUUGCCUACGAUGGGAUCUGGGUCAUCGCUAAAACUUUAACUCGAGUGAUGGAACUGCUCCGGGUAAAACAGCGGCAGAACACCUUCCACAACUUCACUGUGGAUGACCGCGAAGUGGGGAAAAUGGUGCUGGACGUCAUGAACGAGACCAACUUCUUUGGUGUCACGGGCCAAGUCAUGUUUCGGAACGGAGAGAGAAUGGGCACAAUCAAAUUCAACCAGUUUCAAGAGGGCAGGGAGGUGAAGGUGGGAGAAUACAACGCCAUUGCUGAUGUGCUUGACCUCAUCAACAACUCUAUUAGGUUCCAAGGCGUGGAGCCUCCCAAGGACCGUACGUUUGUGCGUCUGCAGCGGCGCCACAUCAACGUGCCGCUCUACAGCAUCCUGUCCACCAUCACCAUACUGGGCAUGCUCAUGGCGGGGGCCUUCCUGUUCUUCAACAUCAAGAACCGCAACCACAGACUAAUCAAGAUGUCCAGUCCCUACAUGAACAACCUGAUCAUCCUCGGAGGAAUGCUCUCCUACGCCUCCAUCUUCCUGUUUGGCCUGGAUGGAGGUUUUGUCUCGGACAAAGAGUUUGAGACCCUCUGCACUGUGCGGACAUGGAUCCUCAUCGUCGGAUACACGACAGCUUUUGGCGCCAUGUUUGCCAAGACGUGGAGGGUGCACGCCAUUUUCAAGAAUGUGAAGAUGAAGAAGAAGAUCAUAAAGGACCAGAAGUUGUUGAUCAUCGUUGGCGGGAUGCUGCUCAUCGACUUAUGCAUCCUCAUUUGCUGGCAGAUUGUGGACCCGCUUAAGAGGACUGUGGAGGAGUACAGCUUGGAGGCGGACCCCCAAGGCCGAGACAUAGCCAUCCGUCCAUUCUUGGAGCACUGUGAGAACACCCACAUGAGCAUUUGGCUGGGCAUUGUUUAUGCCUACAAGGGACUGCUAAUGUUGUUUGGCUGUUUCUUGGCAUGGGAGACCAGGAAUGUGAGCAUCCCCGCUCUCAAUGACAGCAAAUACAUCGGGAUGAGUGUCUACAACGUGGGCAUCAUGUGCAUCAUCGGUGCUGCUGUGUCCUUUCUGACCAGGGACCAGCCCAAUGUCCAGUUCUGCAUCGUGGCCCUGGUGAUCAUCUUCUGCAGCACCAUCACGCUCUGUCUGGUCUUCGUUCCCAAGUUCAUCACCAUGAGGACCAACCCAGACGCAGCCACCCAGAACCGGAGGUUACAGUUCACCCAGAAUCAGAAGAAGGAAGACUCCAAGACCUCCACCUCCGUCACCAGCGUCAACCAGGCCAACACCUCGCGCCUGGAUGGCCUUCAGACUGACAACCACCGCCUCCGCAUGAAGAUAACUGAGCUGGACAAGGAGCUGGAAGAAGUGACCAUGCAGCUGCAGGACACCCCGGAGAAAACCCCCUACAUCAAACAGAACCAUUACCCUGACGCCAACAACAUCCUCAGCAUACGCAACUUCACAGACGGAAAAGAUGGAGAGAAGUCGAUACUGAAGAACCACCUGGAGCAGAAACCUCAGGCUCAGUGGGGCUCCAUGGAUCCUUCCAGAAUAAACAGAGGUCCCCUGGAGGAUAUCAACUCCCCCGAACACAUACAGCGCCGCCUCUCCUUGCAGCUUCCCAUCCUGCACCACGCCUACCUGCCCUCCAUAGGAGGGGUGGACGCCAGCUGCACCAGCCCCAACGGCAGCCCUGGUUCCAGCCCGCGGCACAGACACAUGCCCCCCUCUUACCGGGUGAUGGUCUCUGGCCUGUGAGCUUCCUUCACCCCCCCCCCCACCUGGCUCUUUGCAGAGGAGACAUAUAUGGUUCUUUUUUUCUACAACAAAUAGACUGAUAUCAUCAGCGUUCGUGCGUAUUUUGUCUCGCAACAAGGAGGACUGGGGGAGAAGAGAGGAAGGUGGGGCCGAGUUUCACUCUUCAUACUUCUCUUCACCCCCGCCUCUCUUGAGAACUGGAACCCUCAGUCAGGAAGGGGUGGGAGGAGACAGAGUGGGCACUGGAUGACACUAACAAACUCCCAUGAUUCACAGCAAUGUCCCCCUUGUUCAUCUGCUCCCCUUGUCCAGGCAUAUUCACAUAUGCACAGUCAAACACAAACAUAUAUACAUAUGCACAAACACACUGACCCCCGAUCAGAGCAGCGUGGACUCCCUGACCUGUGUGUAGCCUUAUCUGCUUCAGAGGGGACCGCCUGUUUCUGCUCCUUAUCUGUUGUUCGUAUGACUCGUCAUCUAACUGAGUAUUUCACCGCUUCAGUGACUAUGAGAAGACGUGGAAUUUACAAAAACCCAACAAAGGAAAAUCAUCCAAUUUACUCCCUGAUCCCUUCCCGUUCUUGUGGAGACAUGUAAAUACUAUAAUUUCUGACUUUGAUGUACUGUAAGCUUUGUAUAUGCUGUGAAUGGACAAUUAAAAGGGGUUCUAUGUGUAGACCUUGUGAGAGAGGCAGGCAAUCAUGACAAGGCAACCUACAAAGAAAUAGGCUUAUGAAAGAGAUCUGAAUCGGUUUGUGUUACUGUUUAUAGAUUAGCUUAUGGGCAGCAAAGUAAGAUACAUCUAAACUUGUGAGUCACUGAACAGGAAGAGGCACCAGAGGCCUGUUGCUCUAACACAUGGCUCUUUUUUCCCACUUUGCUAAAUUUGCACCACUGGUUCCAUCAGAGGUUUCACAUCAAACUUUACAUAGACCUUUCAUAUUUUAAAAUAUGCUUAAUAUGUCCUCGGAAAGCAUGUUAUACAGAAUAUUGAUGCUUUGCCUUUUAACAGGUCUCCCAGGCUGCAUAUGUUAGAAAAUAGAGCUAUGAGGCACUGCAAGAGUGUUCCACAGUUAUUAUUUAUGUGUGUUAUAUGCCAAGAAAUGCACACAUUCAGAUGAACACUUAAGAGAGCACCUUAUUCACUCCGGUGCUUUUCAGACUGGCCUGGUCAUAUUGACCCCCACAGAGGGGUCUCUAUAGACUGUUGGGAUGUCCCUCUGAUCGAGCCCUCACAGCUAACCAGCACAGACACGGGGGACGGGGUCACGACAAGGAAAUACCACUGAAGAAGUGAUGCUGGAAAGGAUGUAGGUCUACCAGUUCCACAACAAGUUUGGAUGAAAUGGCUGACCUGAAUUUCCACGAGUGGUAGUGAAGACGAUGAACGCCCCAAGUCGGUGAAGACACCACUGCUGGUCACAGUGAAAGAGCAUAAAGCACAGACACAGGGCUUUCUGUCGUAUUGAGUGUCAAGAAAAAUCACUUCACACUUAGCAACAGUGAACAUACCUCAGUUGCUAUGGAGAUGUUAUUCAGUGCCGUUGAACUGGGCCCAAAAAGGCUGCACUGAGCAAAACAGUCGUCGACACGGUGUCGUCUUUUUUUCUUUUUUGUAAAACUGUCCUCAUGCAGGAGAAAAGCAAACAGGGCCUCCGGACAAAAAAAAAAAAAGGACUUUCUAUAGAGUGUGAGAAGGUUUGUUCUUAGCAUAUGUUUCACCAUUGGUGUCUUGGUUUUUAGUUUUUAAGGCGUUUGUUGAACGCUGUGCCUGUUGUCUUAUUGUAGCCUGCAGGACCCACAGUACAUUAACAGGGGGAGACCCAGAGAACUACAACACACAUCUGUAAACUGAACAGCGUGUCAUAGGUCUAUUUAAAUUAAAUGCCUCAAUGCAUGGGACAGAGUGGGAGGACUUGGCCAAACUCCACUUCUGCGAGUCGAUGUCUGAUCAGAAACACUGUCUUCAGCUGUAAGGCAGGAUACAGAGUCGGAGUGAAGCUGGCAGACGUCCACCUGCUGUCGGACAUAUCAGGGUGACUUCCCCUCAGAGCUCCUCCCCUUCCAGCCCCUGCUGAGCACAGGAGCAGGGAAACCCCGAGCACAGACCUCCCAGGAGUCACGGCUUCUCCCGCACCUUUGCCAACAGAGAAUCACGAGUCACUUGAGAAGCGAGUGCGAGACAUUGUCAGAGGGUUGGAUCUUCCUACGGGAGAAGAAAACCCAACUGCACAUUUUAUAUAUUACAUUAUAUGUGAUUGUGUACAAUUUGCUGAUACCCCGAUGAUGGUGUCCAUGUAUGGAAUAUUUGGUAUUUGGCUUUCUCAAGACGGCAUGAAAUGAAAUGUAUAAUUCACAGAGGUAACUCUGUUUUUUGAAAACUGUCGUGACAAAUCCACUCUGUCGUUUCAUCCUCUCACCUACGAUUUGGAUUUUUAAGUUAACCUGUUGAUCAGCUCACACGUGUCAAUGCCAAGAUUCUCAGUGGACAAACUCGACAUCAUAUCGACUAUGCUACUGGUUUAGCAGUUAUUCACUGAGGGCAAUAAAGUGAAAGUAGUAGCAAACGAUCAAUCCUAAUAACCCACUCCUGGCAUUUACCAAAAUUACAAAAUGACGUUUUUUUUAGUCCAUCUAAAAUGCCAAAUGCAGAUCAUCAGGUAUUGUUCUGUUUUCUGUUAUAUGUGCCCUGGUUUUUUGCUUCUUCUUUUAUUAAGAUUCAUUUCCAACUUUUUUUCAACAUUGAUGAAAAAUCGUUCAAAUGCAAUCGUGGUAGGUCAAGGGCUCAUCAUUUCCUGUAAUGAAUCAUGACGAUGGUUUGUAUUUGCUACAGGUCUUUUUACCUUUUCAGUUUUCAGAACCAAGUGACAUAUAUACGUAUUUAAUUAUAUCUUU
Molecule: messenger RNA, 6398 nt
Organism: Trematomus bernacchii (emerald rockcod)
Lineage: Eukaryota; Metazoa; Chordata; Actinopteri; Perciformes; Nototheniidae
Gene: gabbr2
Product: gamma-aminobutyric acid (GABA) B receptor, 2
Exons: 19
Coding region: 690-3503 (937 amino acids)
Biological process (GO): G protein-coupled receptor signaling pathway; gamma-aminobutyric acid signaling pathway
Cellular component (GO): G protein-coupled receptor heterodimeric complex; membrane
Molecular function (GO): G protein-coupled GABA receptor activity
Source: RefSeq, a predicted model, not a curated record